UUUCAACCAUCUCACAGGUGUGUUUUGGAGUAGCGCGCGCGUGGAUCCAAGUCGGCGUUGGCUUACUCUUUAGGGCAUCUCUACCGCGAGGGGGGCAAAACUGCUCAACGGCCGUUGAAGUAGCGUGGUGACCAUCGAGUUUCGGAACGUUUUUUUUUGCGCGCUCAAGAAUUGAUCGGUCUCUGCCGAGAUUGAAGAGUUGGGAAAUUGACCUUCGGACGGACUGUUGGCCAAGUACGGUGGGUCGCGCGAUGGCUUUGGAGACUGGAAAUUCCGAGUUUUUAUUGGUUUGUUACACCAGCGACUGAGAGCCGAUCAAUUACACUUGAUUGGAGGAAGCAAAGUGUGGUGUCUUCUUUUUUUAAAGAUUCAGAACCAGUGAUGCCAGACCGUUGUGAUCGUUGUGUGUCGCGCAAAGUCGUUUAUUGAAGCUAAUUCAAUUGGAAGAAACCCAUUAAAUAGCGCGAAGCGCACAGUGAAUCUCAGUUUCUAUUGCUACAACAGAGUGGAGAUAAAAAGCCGACACAUUUCCUAACGAUAUGGGGGAAUCCCUGAGUACCUGGAAAAGCAAAACUUAGUGAAUGUCGUUAAAUUAAAAGUCGUUGAAUAACGUCGGAAGUUGGUAGCUAAAUGAUGGUGAAGAUUGGAUUGACGAUGGAGAAGAUUUAAUCGUGGCAAAGUUUUUCGGAGUUGCAAUCUACUCCCUCGUUCCCUCCCUAGCUUAGUGGAUUAGUGGAUAAUAAUCGAGGCACGUGGCCGACGACACGGUAAAACGAAUCUCAUCAGAACAGCUGGGCAGGAAUCGUCAGAACGUGAGAAUUGGCGUGGCGUCGUGCAGGAAGAGUUUGUGUCCAACGUAACUAAUUAAAAUGGAAUCAUCUGACCAGAUCUGAUCCAGGCAGCAAAAAACCUCCUAAAAUAAACACCAACCAUACCAACGAAUCGAAAGGUGCCAAUCAAAUCAACCAUUUGAACCAUUCGCGACGCGACAACAUGAAGCAAUACCACGUGGAUGUUAAUGGUUGCGAGGAAUAACUCAACCAUCCCCCCAAAAUAAACCAUGAUCAGUACAAACCUCUCGCACACGCUAGAAUCUGUGAUAAUUAACGGCACCACGAUGCUGGAUUUCGCACCGACCGCCAACGGGUCGUCGGUCCACGAUCUGGCCGAUCUAGAGGACAUCGGUGGGGUGGACAACAUGACGGCCUUUUUCGGCCCGAAGCGAGAUCCGCUGUACGUGGUCAUUCCGGUGACGAUCGUGUACCUGUUGAUCUUCAUAACGGGUAUCGUCGGGAACAUCAGCACCUGCAUUGUGAUCUCCAAAAACAAGUCAAUGCACACGGCCACAAAUUACUACCUGUUCAGCUUGGCCAUUUCGGACUUUCUGCUGCUGAUAUCGGGCGUCCCGCAGGAGAUCUACUUCAUCUGGAGCAAGUACCCGUACAUCUUCGGCGAGUUGUUCUGCGUGAUCCGUGGAAUCGCCGCGGAGACCUCGGCCAACGCAACGGUCCUCACGAUCACGGCCUUCACCGUGGAGCGGUACGUGGCCAUCUGCCACCCCUUCCUCUCGCACACCAUGUCGAAGCUGUCCCGCGCCAUCCGGUACAUCUUCGCGAUCUGGAUCAUCGCCAUCAUGUCCGCCAUCCCACAGGCGCUCCAGUUUGGCGUGACCAACCAGGGUGGGGUGGAUCAGUGCGUCGUGAAGCGGAUCAUCAUCCAGCACUCGUUCGAGCUGUCGACGUUUGUGUUCUUUUUCGCGCCGAUGACGCUGAUUACGGUGCUGUACGCGUUGAUUGGGCUGAAGUUGCGCUCGUCGGCCCUGAUGCAGCGCGACGGGACGCUCCAGAAGAGGAACAACAAUUGUCCGCACGCGAGGCAGCAGGGCACGAGCCAGGGUACGAGGCGGGUGCUGAAGAUGUUGGUGGCCGUUGUGGUGGCGUUCUUCAUCUGCUGGGCGCCGUUCCACGCCCAGCGGCUCGUGUACAUCUACGGCGUCGACAAGGACCACCAGCCGACGGAUCCGCUGAUCCUGAAGCUGUUUGUCGUCACCACCUACAUCUCGGGCAUCCUGUACUACAUGUCCACCUGUAUCAACCCGCUGCUGUACAACAUUAUGAGCAACAAGUUUCGGCAAGCUUUCAAGGAGACGCUGGCCCACUGCUGUCACGUUACGCGCGCAAGGAACCGUGGUGGCAAGGAGCGCUCAUACCGAAUACUGUCCCGACGCGAGCUACGUCCCGCUUCAAACAAGGAAUCGUCAGAGUUUUCAGGCAAUUCCAUUAAAGACGAAAGUCUGUACUCAUCCACCACUCAGAAGCAAACGUUCGACUCCGUAGGUCUGUCCCGGGGGCACUCGUUGAAGCAGCGGUCCAACCACGACCGGUUUGUCGCGACGACCGGAGAGUGUGAAGUGGCCAACGCCAACGGUGGUGCCACCACCACAACCACCACGUGCAACGGUUCCCAGGUGGCGCGGUUCGACGUGUACACCGAGCAGAAGCAACUCCGGUUGAACAUCUUUCCGCCCAAGGACGUCGUCGUCGUCGGCCGAAGUCGCAGUUCGUCGGAGAAUCUGUCCAAAAUCAGCAUCCAGCUGAACAGUUUUGCCCCGGUGGACCUCCACCACCUUCAUCACCACAACCGGCCCGAGCUGAUGACCGUGGACGAGUCCGUGCUGGACGAGAAUCUCAAUCAACCGGCCACCAAGACGACGGCCAAGGUGUUUGGGGAUGUGACGAACGUGGACGUUACCUGCCGCCAGCAGAGUGAGAUAAAAAUAUUUAUUAAGCAUAAAAAGUGCCGAAACCGGAACCGGCUGAAAUUCUGGCGCUAUUUCAGCCCCAAAUCACCCGCCACAACAACAACAACAACCUCAACAAGAUCUGGAGAGCGGCGACGGCGGCAUCAAAGCAAGCGACGCCACGCCCCAACGGCGGUCCACUUUUACAGUCCCGUUCUUCAGCAGCAGCCGCCGCAACAACAACCGGAAGUUGACCUGCAACGGCAGCCCCUCUGUCCAGGGUCAGCUGUGCAAACGAUAGCGGUCGACUUUGGGUCGCCGGAUUUGGUGGCGUCCUCCGCCGACGACGACGAUCUGGAAGCGUACAUGCAGGAAAUUAAGCAGCGGGAGCAGUGUCAGAUCGUUCCGUGAGGGAGGAGGAGGAAGGUUCGGAUUGUGAUUGUUAGAUUUUUAAAUGAUAUACUGUUUAGCUGUUUGUGAGGAAAGAGAAAGGUGUUUUAAGAAAUCUUGUAAAUACGGGUCCGUCGAGAAGUAAUGGAAGGUUCAAAUUUUGAGUGUAAGUUCAAUUAAAAUCUUCUUUAGAUAGUA
Messenger RNA from Culex pipiens pallens (northern house mosquito), 3328 nucleotides. It is a transcript of the gene PK1-R, whose product is annotated as pyrokinin-1 receptor. Lineage: Eukaryota; Metazoa; Arthropoda; Insecta; Diptera; Culicidae. The transcript is spliced from 5 exons. The record is from RefSeq and is a predicted model, not a curated record. Gene Ontology annotation, molecular function: neuromedin U receptor activity. Gene Ontology annotation, biological process: neuropeptide signaling pathway. The coding region runs from base 1061 to 3151 and encodes 696 amino acids. Gene Ontology annotation, cellular component: plasma membrane.